CAAUCUACAACUUUGAGUGGAGGAGCACCCAUGCCACAGCAAGGAGCAGAUUGUGAUGCACGUCGUGAUCUGACUGUUGUCAUUUUGGGAAAAACUGGAUCAGGGAAGAGUUCAGCCGCAAAUACCAUCCUGGGGGAAAGGGUGUUCAGAGCAGAAAUGUCAUUUAAUCCUGUGACCAAGCACUGUGAAAAGAAUCAAAGGAAGGUUGAAGGAAGAAUUGUCACAGUGAUCGAUACCCCUUGCCUAUCAUGUCAUCUUAAUGAGGAACUUUUUACUGAAAUAAAGAAAUGUGUGGAAACUGGACCUCAUGUUUUUCUGCUGGUGAUCCGGGUGAAUGAGAAACUCACAGAUGAAAUGAAGAAUGCCAUUAAAUGGGUUGAGGAGAACAUGGGGAAGGAUGUUUUGUGCUACAUCAUUGUACUCUUCACAUAUGUGGACCAGCUACAGGAGACACCACUUGAGAACUAUUGCAGAGCCAGUCAAUAUAUCCGCACUCUGAUCAACAGCUGUGGGGGAAGAUUUCAUCCAUUCAUCAGCGAUGGAAGACAGGAUAACAAUCAAGUUAAGGAGCUGUUAGAAAAGAUUGACAAGUUAGUGUGGUGGAACUCUGAUCAGACUUACACUAUGUAAGUUAUGUAUGUUACACUAUGUCUUGGUGCAUGUAUUGUUUUGGUCCGGCAUCAAUCCUGCUAGCUAGCAUAGUGAAUUCAAUGCCGGAGAGCAUGU
Molecule: messenger RNA, 726 nt
Organism: Sardina pilchardus (European sardine)
Lineage: Eukaryota; Metazoa; Chordata; Actinopteri; Clupeiformes; Clupeidae
Product: GTPase IMAP family member 9-like
Exons: 2
Coding region: 31-630 (199 amino acids)
Molecular function (GO): GTP binding
Source: RefSeq, a predicted model, not a curated record